AUGCAAAGCCAAACCUAUGCACAGGGCACGCUGAUCUGGAUCAAGCACGAGGAGGAGGUCUGGAUCCAGGCGGAGAUCGUCACGGCCAACGAGAAGGAGAUCAUCGUGAAGACGGCAGAAGACCCGAAUAGCAGGAUCGUCUUGGGGCCUCACGAGCCCAUCUUCCUCAGGACUUCAGAUGUCUUCACUUCCGAGGGUUUGUCCGUGCUGGACGACCUGUGUCAGCUGACGCACCUGCACGAGCCGGCAGUACUCAGCUCCCUACAAAAUCGCUUCGACAUCGACAAGAUCUACACCUUCACGGGCCCCAUCCUCAUCGCGCUGAAUCCCUUCAAGGGCAUUCGCGGUCUCUACGAUGAGGAGGUCCUGAAAAGCUUCAUGACCACGAAGCCCUCCAGCAAGCCGCACGUCUUCAACACCUCCAACGCCACUUACCGCGGCAUCUGCGAUCGUCGCAAGAGCCAGACGGUGCUGAUCAGCGGGGAGUCUGGAGCUGGAAAGACGGAGACCACGAAGUUCGUCAUGAAGUUCCUGGCUAUGGCGGGGGCCGCGGACGGCGAAGUCACCAGUGUGGAGAAGCAAGUCUUGGAGUCGAAUCCCUUGCUCGAAGCCUUUGGCAACGCCCGUACCUUGAGGAAUGACAACUCCAGUCGCUUCGGAAAGUUCAUCGAGUUGCAGUUUCGAAGCUCUGGCCAAGAUGCAUCAGCUCUGGGCGUGGCUGGCGAAAACUGUCGCCUCUGUGGCGCCCGGAUCCAGACUUACCUCCUGGAGAAGGUGCGUGUCUGUGACCAACAAGAGGGGGAAAGGAAUUAUCACCUCUUCUACGAGGCCUGCGCAGCGGCUUCUUUGGCUGCUGGCGAUGGCUAUGCGUUCCCGCAGAGGCUGGCCAAAGAGAAGGUGAAGGAGGUGACUUUGAACCUCGAGGGCUUUGCGGAUCUGGCGAACUUCGCUUACCUGACGCGAUCUUCCUGCAAGACAUUGAAGGACGUGGACGACGUGGAGAUGUUCGAGAGGCGGAUCCAUGCCAUGCAGACGAUCGGGAUUCCGCACGAAGAAGUGACGCAGAUCCUGCGGAUGGUCGCCUCGGUGCUCCACUUGGGCAACGUGAAGUUUGAUGCUCCUCCGAACAACAGCGAAGGCAGCGAAGCGAGACAGAAUUGGGAAGAGAGAGAGGACGGGUACAGAGACUUCGUGCCGCAAUGUUCGUUGUCAAAGCAGCUACGGCAUGCGGGCCUUGCAUGA
Messenger RNA from Symbiodinium sp. CCMP2456, 1242 nucleotides. The record is from the annotation of a GenBank genome assembly. NCBI's taxonomy places the organism in Eukaryota, Dinophyceae, Suessiales, Symbiodiniaceae.